Molecule: messenger RNA, 3234 nt
Organism: Acanthamoeba castellanii str. Neff
Lineage: Eukaryota; Discosea; Longamoebia; Acanthamoebidae
Product: FAD dependent oxidoreductase domain containing protein
Exons: 13
Coding region: 1-3234 (1077 amino acids)
Molecular function (GO): protein binding; oxidoreductase activity
Source: RefSeq, a predicted model, not a curated record
AUGGACACCGAAUAUGUUUCCGAGUACGGUCCGCGGGAGGGCUACGCCCGCGACAAGAAGGACAAGGGCCUUUCCUACCAACGGCGGCUGCGCAAUCGUCAGGCCAAGAAGGUGCAGCGCGAGCUGGACGGGCUGGGCCUUGACGACUUUGACGAAGAGCGCGUGGCGAGGGAGGAGUACAACAAAGAACACGAUGCGGCGGCCCAGGUGGGGCUUCCGCCCAGCAUGCUGUCGUGGCGCGAGAAGCGCGAGCUGCCAGCCACCGCCGCGGCCGAUUCCGAGGCCUACGUGGUGGUCAGGAACUCGGUGCUUUGCAAGUGGCUCAAGAACCCCCACGAGUACCUCACCCGCGCCGAAGCCAUCAAGGGCCUGCGGGCGAAGCACGCGCCGACGGCGAAGCUGGCGCACGACUUCCUGACGCGCUACGGCUACAUCAACACCGGCGUGUUCGAUAAUCCGCGGAAGGAAUGGAACAAGGAGAAGGUCAUCGUACUCGGCGCGGGCGCGUCCGGUCUCGCGGCGGCCAAGCACCUUCACCACCUCGGCUAUCAGGUGACAGUGUUGGAGGCGCGAGAUCGGGUCGGCGGGCGAGUCAACACAAACAGCUCGUUGGGCGGCGAGAUCGACCUGGGCGCCAUGGUCGUGACCGGUACGAUUGGUAAUCCGGUGUUCAACCUCAUCAAGCAGGUGCGCGAGGAGGUGCACAUACUCGAGAGCGACUGCCCGCUGUACACCGCCGCUGGCAUUCCUCCGCCGGCGGACCUCGACGAAAAGGUGGAGAAGGACUUCAACGACGUGCUCCGGCUCACCAACAAGGUCCAGUACUGGGACCUGAUGCGCGAGGAGAAGAACACGGCGGUAGUGUUCGGCAAAGCGGCGUACGUCAAGGAGGAGAAAAAGCUGGUGGUGCCCGCCCCCCGCGAGGAGGAGCAAGGCGCCAAGAAGGCGGAGACGCCCCGCGUGAAGAAAGAAGAGGAGGAGGAGAAAAAGGGGGAGGAGGACUCGAUCCAGGUGCCCUCGAUGGAGGAGGACAUCGAGGCCGAGGCCGAGGCCAAGCCCGAUACCGAGGCCCAGCAGCAGCAGCGACAGGGUGACGAGGCCGCCAAGUCCGAACCGUUCGAGCAGCCCGCCAGCGUCGAAGACUCCGUCGCGCCGGAGGUGAAGCAGGAGACCACGACAGAGGUGAAGCAGGAGGCCACAACGGAGGUGAAGCAGGAGACCGAGGAACAGAAGGCCGAGGCUCUGGCCACCUUCUACGCCGAGCUCAUGGGCGAAGACGCCGGCCAGCCCGGGGCCAGCGUCAAGGAAGAGGAACCCAGCGAGAAGGGAGGAGCCACGACCACCAAGGCCUCGCCUCCGCCCAGGAAGCGAGUGGUGUCGCUGGCCGCGGCGCUGUCCCUCCCCAGCUCCUCCGAGAAGAUUACCGACCGUACAUCGCUGGGCCGUGCAAUCGAUCAUGUGCUCCAGGAGCAGAAUCUCUAUCCCGAGUACACGCCGCUUGAACGAUCGACAUUUGAUUGGCACGUGGCCAACCUGGAGUACGCAUGUGCGGCUGAGCUGGCCGACAUCUCGCUCCGUCACUGGGAUCAGGACGAUCAAUACGAUUUCGAGGGCCACCACUGCCUUCUGCAGAGGGGCUACGGCACGGUCCUGCAAAAGCUGGCCGACGGGCUGGACAUCCGCUACGGCCACCCCGUGGAGUCGCUCCACUACGACGACGACGGCGUCCGGGUGACCACCUCGAACGGCGACACAUUCGAGGGCGACAUCGUUCUCGUCACGCUCCCGCUCGGCGUUUUGAAGCAGGGGGCGGUGAGCUUCGAGCCUCCCCUGCCGGGCUGGAAGGUGGACGUCAUCAACCGGAUGGGGUUCGGCAACCUGAACAAGGUGGGCCUCCUCUUCCCUAGCGUGUUCUGGGACGACACCAAGGAUUACUUUGGCGUGUGCGACGACGAGAUCGCCCAACGGGGCGAGUGCUUCAUCUACAACAACAUGCACCGCUGCAUGAAGAAGCCGAUCCUUCUGGCGCUGGUGGCUGGCGGUGCGGCCUACACGCACGAGGAGCGGAGCGACGAGGAGAUCGUGGCCAGGGCCAUGCGCAAGCUGCGGCAGGUCUACCCGGGCUGCCCCGAUCCCAUCAACCACGUCAUCACCCGGUGGUACAGCGACCCGUUCGCCCGGGGCUCCUACUCCUACGUGUCCGUCGAUGCCUCAGGUGACGACUACGACAUGCUGGCGCGUCCCGUUUCGCUCCGCCUCUUCUUCGCGGGCGAGGCCACGCAGCGCGAACAUCCCGCGACGGUGGCCGGCGCCUACCUCAGCGGCUUGCGCGAGGCCGGCCGCAUCGACCGGGCGUGGAGCGGACCGUUGGAGUCGGAGGAGCUCGUCGCGCGGGCCACCACCGGCAAGCGCAGGUCCGCCGCGAGCGAGUCCAAGAGCCGCAAGAGCGCGACGCAGAGCCUCGGUGCCAUGCCGCGCUUCAAAAAGAAGGCCAGCAGCUCCGGCAACGGGCACGAUGAUCGCGACCGCGACCGCGACCGCGACAGGGAUCGCUAUGACCGCGACGACGACCGGGACCGACGUCGCGACCGAGACGACCGGGACAGACGGGACCGCGACAGAGACCGAGACCGCGACCGUGAUGCGGACUACGACCGCGACAGAGACCGAGAACGGGACCGCGACGGCGAUAGGGACCGAGACCGCGACCGCGACCGAGACCGGGACCGACGAAGUGAUGGGUGGGACCGGCGGGAGAACGAGAAGCGGAAAACGCCGCCACGAUCGUCGUCGCCGCCGUCGCAGCAGAAGAAGUACCGCUGGGAGGACGCCUUCCCGCCGUCGUCUGCGACGUCGGGGUCGUCUCAGUCGGCGCUGCCCGCGCCCGUGGGCCAGCUGCCCUUCCAGCCCCGUCCGCCACUCAUCGCCUCGGCACCGCCACGAGUCAUGGGCCUCCCCACGCCGCCGCCCUAUCUCAUCAACAGCGGCCAGCCGCAGCCGCAGCCGCAGGGCAUCAUGCCGCCCGCGCUCGCCGGCGCCUACAACCCGGCCUUCCCCACGCACCUGGCCAACCGGCCUCCCCUCCACAUGACGCCGCCGCCGCUCCACCACCACCAGCAACAGCACUACCCGCACAGCAGCAGCAGCAGCAGAUGCCGGCGGGCCUCCACCAGUUUGCCGCGAUGGGCGGCGGCGCCCAGCCGUUCAUGCCGACGCCCCAACAGGCCGCCAUGA